AUGGAGGUGUACACGGUGGUGAUCGUGGUAUUCCUGCUGGUGCGGAUGCUCAUGGAGGCUCAGGUGGUUCUGCUCGUCGGCCUGCCGGUGGAUCUUCAAGUGGACGCGACGGUGCUCAUGACCCCCUGCCGGCCUCUGCGCCCCGCAGAAAUGCUCGUGGAGAAGACGGCGACGACGUGGACUUUUCCGAGGUUCCUGCUUUCCCGACCCGCGCCGAGUCUGGCGCAGGGCAGCUAUAAAUAUGUUCAUGCACAAGCCGUGCACGGAUGCUACAGCGAUGGCCUCUUCCGAUGCGCUCGCCACGUAUUUUGGCAAGCUAGAUGCCUCGAGCAGCCACCUGCGCGCAUACUUUCGCCUUCCUCAGCUAGCUCGGCCAAUCCUGCAUCGCAGAGCCCCGCGCACGCGCGGCGCAACUUUGCAGAGGUAGCGGCACAGCAGCGACUGCGGCGGACGUCCUCGCGGCGCUCAGGGCCGAAGGCGCCGGGGCCGAGACAAGGACGAAACCAGACUCGCAGAUGA
Molecule: messenger RNA, 519 nt
Organism: Prorocentrum cordatum
Lineage: Eukaryota; Dinophyceae; Prorocentrales; Prorocentraceae
Source: the annotation of a GenBank genome assembly